GCGAGCGGGGGAGGAGGGGUGCGGGGCAGGUAAACGCCUGUGGACCGUUCCGGACACGCGGCUGCGGUGACCAAGGUCCAGCCCAGACUAAGGCCUCCGUGGGAUGGGAAGGCUUACUGGGUCAUCCCUAAACAACUGAACGGGGAAGGGGCGCCUGACUACGCGUGGGACCUGGCCUCCAGACUUUGGGGAACCGAACGACCGUCUCGGCUACCGACCUCCAGCCGUCCCGGAAUAUCGGGCAGAGGUUCGGUGGUCGUGACACAAGGGCAGUCUCCUCUCACACCCCGGAGACCUACGUUUACUACCCUUCACCCCCACCGUCGUAAGGGCGGUUGCUUUUGCACGGGUUGAAAACUUUAGGACCAGCCCGGUUUAGCUAGCUAAAUCCCGAAGUUACUUUUUCCGUACAGGACGAGCCUUCCCCACACCCUUGGGAUUAGUGUGUGUGUGGGGGGGAAGCACUUCUCCCCUUCCAGGGCCCCUCGCUCUCCCAUCUCUAGUAGCCCCAGCCCUCCUCUACCAGAUGGUCUGUCCUCCCAGAGUUUCCACCAGGGAGGUCCUCCGAGUCGGAGGCAGAAUUUCGUCUCCCACUAAGCUUGCCAUACCCCCAAAGACCAUUUGUGUGAGCGAGUCCCUUUUAAAUGUCUCUCGGUAGAAAAACUGAAAGUAGAAAGAAAGGAAGCAAUUUCCGAGCAGAUGUCUGACCACCCCUACUCGCAUACUCCCAGCAUCGGGUUACAGGGUCCUGGGAGCCCCAACCCGGUUCUGCUGCCCCACAUGGGUGAACCCCUGGUGCAUUCACGCCAGCUUCUGAACUCCCCCAGGACGCCCCGUUCCCCGCACGUCCAGGCCCCCGGAGUCAGAGAGGGCAGCUGAGAACAACGGUAUAGGUAUAAAUAUUGAGCCGUGACAUUGACGCGCCCGCCGCUUCCCCUCCCCCGCGCUCCCGGCACACUCUGGGUUGCUCGGCACGCCCCCUCUCGUCCCGCUGCCUCCCGCGCGGCGCUCAUCCCCGAGGGGCCGGAGCAACCUCUCCUCGCGAAGACUGCACGAGCCCUGCUGGGGAAGAAAAAGUGCAGAGAUUGUGGGCAGACUAUGUAAUCGCUGCGGAGGGGGAAGAGGAGGGAUCGGCGCUCUCCUGCGGCCGCAGCGCGGCGACUCGGCUAGGCGGAGUUUCGCGGCGGCUGCGCCCGGCUUGAGCCCGCGGGCAAAGAGGUCGGUCCGUCCAGCCCGGCGGCCGCGAGUCCGACUCCGGGCGUCCCGGAGGCGUAUAAGGCAACCAGUGAGCACCCGGUUCCACUGUGCCGCGCCGGCAGCCUCCAGCCAGCAUGGAGAAGGACAGCCUGAGUCGCGCCGACCAGCAGUAUGAGUGCGUGGCGGAGAUCGGGGAAGGCGCCUACGGGAAGGUGUUCAAGGCCCGCGACCUGAAGAACGGCGGCCGCUUCGUGGCUCUGAAGCGCGUGCGAGUGCAGACCGGAGAGGAGGGCAUGCCGCUCUCCACCAUCCGCGAGGUGGCGGUGCUGAGGCACCUGGAGACCUUUGAGCACCCCAACGUGGUCAGGUUGUUUGACGUGUGCACAGUGUCACGGACAGACAGAGAAACUAAACUUACGCUAGUGUUUGAGCAUGUUGAUCAAGACUUGACCACUUACUUGGAUAAAGUUCCAGAACCCGGUGUGCCCACAGAGACCAUAAAGGAUAUGAUGUUUCAGCUUCUCCGAGGUCUGGACUUCCUCCAUUCUCACAGAGUAGUGCAUCGUGACCUGAAGCCACAGAACAUUCUGGUGACCAGCAGUGGACAAAUAAAACUGGCUGACUUCGGCCUUGCCCGCAUCUACAGUUUUCAGAUGGCCCUUACCUCGGUGGUCGUCACGCUGUGGUACCGAGCCCCGGAAGUCCUGCUCCAGUCCAGCUACGCCACCCCCGUGGACCUCUGGAGUGUUGGCUGCAUCUUUGCAGAACUGUUUCGCAGAAAGCCUCUUUUUCGUGGAAGUUCAGACGUGGAUCAACUAGGGAAAAUCUUGGACGUCAUCGGACUCCCAGGAGAAGAAGACUGGCCUAGGGAUGUUGCUCUUCCCAGACAGGCUUUUCACUCCAAAUCUGCCCAACCCAUCGAGAAGUUUGUGACAGACAUCGACGAGCUAGGCAAAGACCUCCUUCUGAAAUGCUUGACGUUUAAUCCAGCUAAAAGAAUAUCCGCUUAUGGCGCCCUGAAUCACCCGUACUUCCAAGACCUGGAGAGAUACAAGGACAACCUGCAUUCUCACCUGUCGUCCAGCCAGAGCACCUCGGAGCUGAACACAGCCUGAGGCUCCCCGGGGAUGCCGCUAGCUCGUCAUCUGAACACACUGGUGUCCCCCAGGCAAGCCUUGCAGAGCAGUUACAGACUGCUGGCUGAGGACCCUUCUAGCUGCCAGCUUCUGGGUGGGCUCUGCCUCACCAAGGAAACCACCUAGUUUACUGUUCAGAGAUCAAUGCAAGAGCGAUUGCAGCUUUACGUUCAUACACGUGUUUGUUUGUCUGUCUGUUUCAAGAACCUGGAAGACUUCCAGAAGAGAAGCUGCUGACCAAUUGUGCUGCCAUUUCGUUUUCUAACCUUGAAUGCUGCCAGUGUAGAAUGGGGAUCCAGGCCCAGCGGAGUUAUGAUGUAAUCUGCCUGCAGCUGCUGGGCCUGCUUUGGUACUUGUGAGUGUGUGUGUGUGUGUGUGUGUGUGUGUGUGUGUGUGUGUGUGUGUGUGUGUAAGAGACGGGGGAAGGGAGAGAGAAAGAUCCCUGAUCUCGUAAAGUGUUACUUUUUCGUAGACAAGAAGAAUAAAUGAAUUUUAAAGAAAGAGUAGAGGUGACUGAUAGUUACGAGGGCUUGUUCAGUGAAAGGUGAUUCACAGUGGAGUCUUGUCCAGUGAGGAAGGUGAGCGAGCCUAAGUCCUCAGCAUUUCCUUCCUGUCCAAAAGCUUUUGCUAGCAAUAAACAAUAAAGGUUUAGAUGCCACAAAAGGGGGAGGGGAACCCCAGUAUCUUUCAAGUGACUGUUUAAGGGAUAGAUUCUUCUAUUUACUCUUUGGAAAGCUGAACUUAUGUGUCCUGAGUGCUGUAUGCAGUACAGUAAGUACUUAAUUGUUUCUUUUGGGAAAGAUGCUAUAAGCAUCUUAUUACUUGCGAUAGAUUUAAAGAGUGAGUGUACCUCAGGUAGGUUUUAAAGAUCGAGUGCCUAUGUUCUCUGGUUUGAAAUGUUAUCCUUUCCUUGCAUCUCUUGUUACUUUGUUCUUGGUUUUAGGGAACCGCUUCCUGCUCUGACUAGAGAUAGGAGCACCAUUUAGCUCUCUCCACCUACCACCACGGCUUCUAAUUAAUAUUCCUGCGAUUGCCUUGUUAAUGAGAGAUCGCCCAGCUGCCCCCAGCCAAUUGCCGUCAUACCGUCUUUAACCGAAUGCUUUGCAGAGGGCCUGGCUUUGGGCAAAUGGCUCUGAUUCCGCAGUCUUCCCACACGCCAUCACCAAGGUCCCGUAGGCAGCGCAGAAUGCUUGCUCUGCGUGCACCCAGCACAUAGAUCGCAACCAACUGUCACUCGGUGUCUCCUAUUUCUAUAGUGUAUGUUGUAAGUAAUGUCUGAGGGAACGCCUUUUCCCCUCUUUUAGAGAUAACUAUUUACUCUCUAAAGUGACCUCUCUGUCCAUUCCCCAGGAUGUGGUUUUUUUUUUUUUUUUUUUUUUUUUUCUGGUGCCUCGUGCUGAGCCCUGCUCUCUGCAGAGCUAACCUAGCCUGUAAACAACUGUACUUCACUGUUCUCUCUGGGUCCUGUACAGUCCAUGCCACCUUUGCCUUAUUAUCCGCGGCUGAGUGCUAAGCUGGCCCCGCUCCGUAGAAUGUGUAGAAAAGCAGCUUUGGGGGGAGUUCAGCUGCGUUUUGAAUCGUGUCUGAGUGCAUGUGAGUAAAAGGUAGAUCUUGUUUCAGUGUAGAACUCUGAAAGGGCAGCUGAUGUUUCUUUCACACAGUAGGAUAGGCUUCAGAUGGUGUUUAUAUAUAUUAUGGAGCCUUACUGGGUUCUUUGCCGCUGAAAGGUGCAUGUGAUUGCUUUGUAUGGAGAAGAAUUUGAUGUCUUUCCUGAGAGCUUUGGAGGUUGGGAUUUUUUUUUUUUAUGACAUUACAUUCUUCCUAUUCAGUAUCUCAAGGAACAGGAUUUUUUUUUUCCAAAAGCAAAAUUUAAAAAGACAGAAGAUAGGCCGCGAAAAUAUUCUGCACUUGGUCAUUCCAGCACUAGGCUGUGCUGUCAACACUGUCAAACCUGAGACAGAAAUCAGCCCAGAGCCUCUGGGACAAAAGUCUACUCUAGGUCCCACUUGGAGGGUGAGUUUUCUGCCUUGUCAUUGAACAAGGCCCACAAUAGAGACAUUUUUGCUAGAACCUGGAAAUGGAACAUAAAACUCACUACAUCAAGGCCUAGUCCAUUUUAUUUUAGCAUCCAUGUGCUAAAGUGAAAAUAAUUUUGAGGGUUUCGCUUUAGCCAAAAAAGAAAAAAGAAAAAGAAAGAAAGGAAAAAAAGUUGUUUUCCUUAGCUUUGCUCAAGAAAAAAUACAGCUCUUCUAAACCGGAAUCUUCCCGUAUUCUCUAGAGUUUUCAAGUAUAGAGUUUAACUUCAUUUCUAAAUAGUUUUGUUUUGGCUUUUGGGGAGGUGGGGUAGUGGGAGGUUGAUUUUGGUUUUUUAGAUUUGUGUGUGUUUGUGUGUGUUUAUGUGUUUGGCUUUUGGGUUUGUUUGAUUGGUUGGUUAGUUUGUUUGUUUUGGCUUUUCUAGACAGGGUUUCUCUAUGUAGCCCUGGCUGUCCUGGAACUUGCUCAGUAUACCAGUCUAGCCUUAAACUCAGAGAUCCUUCCUCUGCCUCUGUCUCUAGUGUGCUUGGACUAAAGGCAUGAGCUGUCGCCCUCACCCCACCCCUGGCUUAGAGUAGUAUUUUCAAAGCAUAAACAUUUGGGUAAUAGAAACUUGGCAUAUUGUGCAAGGGAUGGUGCGGAAAGGGCACCCCAGCAUAUCUGACUUCACAUCUCUGCCCCAGCUCUUCGUCCUUAUAGGUGCUCUCUGGAUAUAUGUCUCUACAUCGGGCUCACACCUCUGAACCCCAAUUUUCACAUAAGGAGACUUGCCAUUAGGGUCCUUAGUAGCACAGAGAAGCAUAUAGUAGACUGAAGAGUUUACCCAGCGCAUCCUUAUACGGCCUCGUCCAUUCACAUGCCUUUGUCAGAAUCUAUCCAGUGAUUUCACUGAUGAGACCCUACUGCCUGAGGAUCUGCUGAAGCAGCUUUCGGUAGGAGUAGUGCAAGAUUAUGCCUGGUAGCUUCCGUUCAGUGUUUGGUUCCAAAGACUCCAGCAUUUAUAGGACCGGCUGCAAUUCUAACAACCUCUUAAAGGAUUUGAGGCCGGUUCUCCAGUUAGGCCCCCAAACCAUCACAGGCAAGGAGUUCUAGCCAGCCAGCCUUAGAAACACAGUCCCUAAGUACCUGAGAGCACCCAGUGGGCUGCAGCCUCCUACUUGGUCCCUCUUUAAAGAAGACAGACAUUCAAGCAAUGGAGGAACUGUUCAGUUAGCUUGGGGCCAUUUCUGCACCCCCAGAUUUUCAUGAUUUUUCUCUCAGGACCCACUCUGACCGGUAGACUUGAAUUUAGCCUCAAGUGAUUUACUAAAAACAGCUCAGAAGCUCAGUUAAAAAAUAGAAUCGCCACGUGGUCAUUCUAAGUAUAAAUGAAGACUCCAGGAUGUACUGGGUGCUGCUAUCUCAAAGACAGUACUUUCCUUUAAAUAGAAAGGUGUGUGUGCCUCCGGCCUGCAACGGGGCGCUAGCCAACUUGUUUGAGGAAGUCAAUAGCAAACAUUUUGAAUUUUAAAGUAUGUCCUAAGCUUGUUUUUUAAGUAACCAUAGCUGCUCUCUUAAAAGCUGUCACUAUUAAAGCCAGUCACAGCCAUUCUCGUUGCAGGAGUUAAAUCAUGUCAACUUUCUAACAUCACAGUUGUUUCAGUCUUCUGUCCAAAGAACUGCUCUUCUGGAGAAAACACGAUUUUGUUUUUGUUUUUUGUCUUGGUUUUGUUUUUCCUGAGACGGGGUUUCUCUGUGUAGCCCUGGCUAUCCUGGAACUCACUGUGUAGACCAGGCUAGCCUCGAACUCGUGUAGAUCUACCCGCUAGGACUCAAGGCAUGCACCACCAUGCCGGCUGACUAUUUUUUAUGAGAAGCACAGAAGUGGCUCACAUUUUCUUAAAGCACAUUUUUGUCACAUUACAGUAGAGUUCAGAAAAGAAUAACAUUAAAAGUCCCCAUCCCAGUGUGACGCUUGUGUUAGCACAUACUGAUAGCCAUCAGAAUAAUACUUGCCUGCUUGUGACAGGAAAUGAAAGACAUUGUAUAAUUUCCAAAUCUUUAAAAAAUACCAAAAAAGUAGGAACCGUAUAUUGAAAGGUCAUUUUAAAUUUUCCAUGUGUUUCUAGCCAUAUACGUUUGCCUUUAAGUAUAUUCUAAGAAAAAUUUCAGCACUUAUGGGCUGGGUAUGUCAAAAUACACAUUCUGUAGGGGUGCACAGAAAUUGCUGGCACUCCUCCCUCAAUUCAUAAGAAGAGAACAGCUAUCUGAAGCUAUACUCACUAUAUAUACACUAUUAAAAAAUAAAUAAAAAUUUAAAAGGCUUUUGCCUCUCGUGCAGGCUGAGGAUGGACAGCUUAUAUAAGCCUUAUCCAAAAAAAUUAAAAAAAAAAAAAAAAAGCAGUCCUCUGUAAUGUUCAUGCUCACAUCCGUGGGCUUCCCGUGAAAGGUGCUCAUACAUUCAUCCUCACAAUGGGAAAGCAAUCGAAGCCGUAAGUCCUGGAAUGAUUAGUAAUAGUGGUCCCUCAGACCCAUGAGAACAUAGGCCUUCAUCUCCUACCAGCUGCCUUCCUAUAGAUGGGUUCCGUCCAGUUAUGCAGGCCAGGCCUGGCUGGCACCUGCUGCCUCCCGCCUCUUCAAGCUAGGAUUGCGUAGCUCAAGCAACCCCAACUCAGUCUUGGUUUUGGUUUUGUUCUUGUUUAAGGAAAUAAGCUGAAACUACCCCUUUGACCUCCUGUCUUCUGAAAGAGAGGGGUUCCAUUUUGACUGGUUUUCCUCAGUUUGAUUUUUCAAAUCCUCCUAAUGAAGUACCAAACUACUUCUUUCUGAUGCUUCCUUCUAGGGUUUUCGGCAAGUUGGUUAACUGAACGGACAUCCAGUAGGAUAUUCCCACCUCUUUAGCCCUCACCCAGGCCUUUACAAUUACUUAAGGGACAUUUUUGAUACACUCAAAUUAAUUGCAGUUCUAGGACAUACAACUAAAAAAACUUCCCUGAAACCAUCUGUGAUCAGGACAGUUUCCUUAGAAAUGACAAAACCCAAGUGCAAACUCUUAAAUUCCAACUCCUAAACUUUGGGUUUUAUAUACAUAUGAACAUAACAGCUUAGAAAGGAAUGUGCAUAAGGCUUUGGUUUUUCUACUCUCGAAGUCACUUUUAUACUACAUUUUAAAUUCACCUUUUUUCCCCCUCAGAGACCCAGCCCCCCUGAACCAGUAGUAACAGUACACUGGGGAUGAACAGACACAGUAUUUCAGUUUCUGUGGGCUCACGGCUGCAGAAAGCAGUUUAUUCCUCAUGAGUGACAGACGCACACACACACAGAGCCUGCUUGACUUCACUCCAGAAAGACAGGCAGGCAGGCCUCAGUUAUUUACACGGAAUCAAAAAGCUACACAGACCAGGUGCUCAAGGCACUGAGAACUCUUUGGUCCUUUCAACCCUCUGCUCUCAUUGAAGCAGAUCUCAGGUUAAGACACACACACACACACACAUACACCACAUACACACCACACACACACCACAUACAUACAUACCAUACAUACACACCACACACACACCACAUACACACCAUACAUACACACACACACACUCUCACACACACACACACUCACACACACUCACACACACACACACACACACACACACCGGUUUGUGCUCUCUACCACCAUGCUGGAGUUCCUGAACCUGAUCCCACCCCCACCCCCCACCCCGGCUGAAUGACAGGGGUGUGGGGCAGCGGAUCUGGAUCCAGCAGGAUGUUGUGGGAGGACCAGUGACCCGCUGCAUCUCAGAGCCAUGUGCAGUGCCAUCUUGGGAAGCAGGGUGCUCGAAAAGCACAUAGUUGUCCUCGGACAAUAAUUACAGUUUGCUUGCUACUCGCUAGCUAACCCCAGUGUAGAGACGAGGGUUGCUAUUCUGCAAGCCCUAUAUCAAGUGUCUCUCACUCAAAGUUUUGCUCUUUUUGGGGAGGGGGGGGUUGGUUAGUUAAAAUGUAUAAUUUCUGUUUUUCUAUCCUGAUAAAUGCAUGGUGAAAAAAAAUACCCCUGAAGAUGUUUCAUUUUUUUUUAAAAAAAAAAAUCCUUCUACUUCAGUUGGCAAAAGUGUGUAAAACCCUGUACUUUCUACUUUCUUCUUUUUUUCUCCUGUAAUGAGUAAAUUAUUCCUUGAACAGAAAGAGGAUUUUCCCAUUUGGAGGAAGCUUUCGUGUGAAUCGUCAGGUCACACAAUGUCUUUAUUGGUGUUUUUAACGGGACGCACAGCCAAGCACUGAGCAGUCAGGAAUUAAGUGUAGCUCUAUUAAUUUCUAGCUCAGGCAGGGUUCCAGCCAGAUUCUCUUGGGAGCUAAGGCUGGGGGGGGGGGGGAACGGCGACCCUGUACUCUACUUGAAGUUUUCUAAUCUUUAGUUCUAUGGAAUGCAAUAACACAUAUUAGCCAGCAAUAUUCCUGUGGUCGCCGGCAUCUCUUGAGUUUGACCAUCAGUCUCUGGGUGAUUAAAAUAGAUCCCAGCAAUGAUCCAUUUCUUGACACUAGCCCUCAAGUCAAGUGUCUUUCCACUGUGGUCCUAUUUGCAGCAAUAUAUUCUUGUAUAUUUCAGUUCUUGCUUUUAACUCAUUAUUUUUCCUAUGAACAGUAAUAAAUAUAUUAGCACAUGGAAUUAAUAGCAUUGGAACAGCACUUAGCAGAUGGGGAAUUCUUUAUCAAGUUCCACAUUUACAUAAGUUAUUUCUAUUAUUAUUCAUGUAUAUUAUUUAUUGCUAAGCCUCACACCAGUCCUGCGAAAGUGCAACUAAAGGCAGAUGUUGGGACUUGGAUUUAACGUCCCUUAUCACAGUCUUCAACAAAAUUUUCAGUGAUACCCACAACAUGCUGCGUGAGUUUUUAACAUGAUUGCUAGAUUUCAGUAGGUUAGGCGUAAUGCUUUUGGUGUCUAGAUGUGCCGUUACAUUAAAAGAGGCAAAGCACCGGAACUUGUAGCCGUUGCCCCUGGCAGAGGUCUGUUUAGCAUAGUGUGACAUUAUUUAUAUCAAAUGUUAAAGUAGCAUGUAGAGGUUGCCUUUGUUAAGGGACUGUACCAGGUGACCUGCACAGUGAACUCUAGGCAGAGCAGGAGUCUGGGUGCUGCCUCCUGUCCGGUUGUGUGAAAAGAGCUGCUCCAAGCAAUCUAGCACCCCCCACCCCUGUAGGUGUCCUGUGCAGUGGUGGGAAUACAUGGUACUGUGGAGAAGGGAGCAGUAUGAGGGGUGUUCUGUAGGAACAGAACUGGCGGCUUAUGACUUGAGGCUUCCUGACUGUGUUUUCAGAUUUCAGGCAACUUGGCUGUACACAGAAGCAGUCCAUCCUGGUAAUAAAAACCUAGGGAUUCCCAACCAUUCAAAAGCCAGUUGCCUUUCUGCUGUUUCUGGUCUGAACCGAAGGUUAAUGGGCAAGUGUUAGGCAUAGAAGAGUAGUGUGUGUUAGGGCGCCAGUGCCAUGACCAUGCAUGACCUGGCCAGUGCCAGGAUGCAUGUUAACAGUAGAGACUGUUACGGGGUUGUCCUUUCUAGAUGUGUAGAAGUAUGUUCUGCUUUGUGAGGUGUGUUUUGUUUCUGUGUUCCCAUAGGGACUUGUUAAAACUUGCUUCUAGAGGCCUCAACAAAGCUGUAGUACACAGUAAGCUGCUUUCUCCUUUGACUUGUUCUUAGACUAGAAAAUGUUUAAAGGUAAAAAGGAGUCUUCAUUUGGACACUGAACUCGCCACUUUCCGGACUGAAAUCAUGUAGAGGUCACACACCUUAGAUGGCAAUCUAGGCUGUGUAAGCCAGCCCCAAGAGUCCAGCAUCCUCACACUGUACUUACCAGGUCCUGCAUCUCGUCCUUCCUUCCCCAAGGUGCUCCCGACCACGACCCUUGACCUGUCCCUUCGGUGCUCCCCACCUCCUUGGCUGAGACUUGGGCAUCAGGUAUGCAACGCGAAAUGCUCUCGGCAUCAAGUAUGCCUGCCUAGGCCUGGCCGCCACCCCCACUUUGCCUUUGGCUACCCAUAGUCAACAAGAGAUAAAACCAGAUGCUGGGCACAGAACGUACCCAUGAUGUCAGUCAGAAAUGCCCUCAAGCAUAUUUCUGUACAUCCUGAUCUUUAAACCCAGUCAUCAUGCGGAGCAUUCAUUGUUGGCUGUAGUCCCAGGUUAAAAAACAGACAAACAUUCCAGGCUGCUGUAGGCUGUCCAUCCAUCCACAGGCACUGCUUUCACCACGCUUCUUCAUACUUGAAACUUGUUCUGCUAUUUGGAUUUCACGGUGCAGACAUCAGGUGCGCAUUCCCUCCGGGUGCAUAAUUGCUCUCAUUCCAUUUGCUCAGACUGCUACAGAAUACUCUGUUUUGGUGCUUUGGGUUCAGCGGGUCAGAGAAGCACUGUGGGAAGUCACUGCCUAGAGCACGGUCUUAAAGCCUGUGGGCAGGAGUCCUUGUGUUGAUGUUGCUUCUGCCCUUUUCUGGGCCCUCUAGAUGGAGUUGCCGGUUUGGCCUGCCGGGGUCCACCUGAGAACUUUCUCUGAAGGGUCUAUGAACCCUGUGCUGUAUUCGAGGGUGAAUGUGGCAUCUCUCCUCUGGCAACCUUACCUUUCCGGGUUACUAGCCAUCAGAAAAAUGACCUAGGUUACAUAUAGCAAACAAGUGAAUGGGCCAAGUAGACCUGUGUCACUCCAUACAGCCCUCCAGAGGGAAAGGACCUGAGGGAAAGGAUAGAAAGAUAUCUCUAAGUUCCCCUUCAAAGCCCUGAGCUGAAGGCCUUUGCUCCCUUCCUUGAACCUGAUGAAAAUACUAGUCAGUUUAUCCAAGCCCUUCCCACUUAAAAGAAUGGGAAAGUAGAGGCAUAUGAUUGUCGGGGUCACCCAAAGGCUACAACCUCUAGCCAUGGGGGAUUUCGUAGAUGUCCAUCUUUAAAAGCAGCUCAGGUAAGGGGUGACUCCAGGUUUCCCGUAGGCAUCUUAAUGUGGGACUUCCCUGGAGAGGGAGAGCUACAGUGUUCAUUCUAUAUCAGAGGGCAGGAGAGGAAACCAGCAGGAAAUGGGAGGGUUACAGAUCAAUACUCCUUUGGAAACUGGAUGUCUUAACUGGGUGCUAGAACGCAAACUUAUGUAUUUAUUGUCUGGUCAUUGAAUUCAUUGCCUUUCAAAACCAUUGUUCAAAUGUCACUAUCCAUUGGACUCACUUGCGUGCCAGCCGAAUUGGUUGAAACCAAACCAGAGAGUGGUUUGUCCAUUUGCCAUACCUUUUGUAUUUCUUACAAUAAAAACAUGUUGGUAGCAAAUAAA
Messenger RNA from Rattus norvegicus (Norway rat), 11642 nucleotides. RefSeq names its product cyclin-dependent kinase 6 (gene Cdk6). The record is from RefSeq and is a predicted model, not a curated record. Lineage: Eukaryota; Metazoa; Chordata; Mammalia; Rodentia; Muridae. Gene Ontology annotation, cellular component: cyclin D1-CDK6 complex; nucleus; cyclin D2-CDK6 complex. Gene Ontology annotation, molecular function: kinase activity; nucleotide binding; protein kinase activity. Gene Ontology annotation, biological process: positive regulation of cell-matrix adhesion; gliogenesis; regulation of gene expression.